Molecule: messenger RNA, 1461 nt
Organism: Mucor mucedo
Lineage: Eukaryota; Fungi; Mucoromycota; Mucoromycetes; Mucorales; Mucoraceae
Product: Metallo-dependent phosphatase-like protein
Exons: 5
Coding region: 25-1350 (441 amino acids)
Biological process (GO): polyphosphate catabolic process
Cellular component (GO): fungal-type vacuole
Molecular function (GO): endopolyphosphatase activity; exopolyphosphatase activity
Source: RefSeq, a predicted model, not a curated record
UUUUUUAUUUUUUAUACAAUUCCAAUGGGGUGGAUUCAAUCAUUUACAUGCAUUACUGCUUGCGUCUUGUUAUUACAACAAUCAACUGUGAGCGCCAUGCCCAUGAAUGAACCUAGAGCUCUCAUUAAGCGAGGUGCCACCUUGACCGGUAAAUUUCUUCACAUCACCGAUAUCCAUAUAGACCCAAAAUAUUUAGAAGGCGCUGACCCAGACAAUUACUGUCAUCGUCAUGGCAAGAAGCGAUCCAGCGAAAGUGGUAAAUACGGAGCCUUGGGUACCAGAUGUGAUUCCCCUGUGGCUCUUGUCAAGACCGCAUUUGACUUUCUCAAGAAAGAAAUCAGAGACAUUGAUUUCAUUAUUUAUACUGGUGACACCGUCAGACAUGACCGCGAUGAUGAUUUACCUAGAACAAAAAAGGAUGUCAUUGAUGGACAUACUUCAGUCAUGAAGUACUUUCAAUCUGCUUAUGAUCUCAAGCACACUCCCUAUAUACCCACCAUUGGUAACAAUGAUGCAUUUGGUCACAACGACGUGGUAAAGAACGAUAAGAUCUUUACCAGCCUGAAAACCAUCUGGUCCCCCUUAAGUCUCAAUUUGACCCAGGCCUUUAGUUCGGGCGGUUACUUUGUGCAAGACAUUGUGCCAGACAAAUUAAGUGUCAUCAAUUUAAACUCCAUGUACUUUUUCGAAAAGAAUUCCGACGUUGCUGAUUGUAGCAGUUCCACAAGCCCUGCUACCGUUCAAAUGAAAUGGCUCGAAUCAACUCUCAAGGAAUUCAAGUCCAAGGGCAAUGGUCACCAAGUCUAUAUGAUGAGUCACGUUCCACCCAUCGAUGAUGAUGGCUCCAAGCUCUACAAGGAUUCUUGCUAUUCCCAAUACUUGAAUUUGCUCGGUAAUUAUGGUUCCAUUAUUGCCGGUCAUUUCAAUGGUCAUACCAACAACGACAAUUUAAAUGCUGUGAUUCCUGACGGAAAGAAGGACUUUACCUAUAUUGCUGCUGAUGACAAGGAUGCACGUGAUCUUAAGUCUACUUUAGCUAAAUCCGCUGUUGCUCUCUUCAACGCUCCCUCUAUUAUUCCUGUCCAUAACCCCGCUCUUCGUGUCUACACCUAUGAUAUUGAAGGCAAAGAUUACCCUUAUGGUACCAUCCGUAACUGGGAACAAUAUUAUAUUGAUCUGGACGAUGCCAAUAACGGUGGCCCCGUUGAAUUCAAACUUGAGUACAAUGCUACCCAUCUUUACGGUGUCGAUCAUUUUGAUGGUGCUGGUGUUGGUCAGGCCAUUACAAACAUUGUUAGUAACGACAAGUCUCGUGAUCUGUACAAGAAAUAUGCCCAAGUCUCCUCUUAAAAAUCGCACUAAAAGAAAACCGGUUUUUCUUUUUGAGUGUGUCCACAUACCAAUUAUUCCUUUUAAUAUCUCAAAAUAAAUUAAUCUUGUCAUUACCACCCCCCAUCCCAA